This is a messenger RNA of Vombatus ursinus (common wombat), 2217 nucleotides long. RefSeq names its product poly(A) binding protein nuclear 1 like, cytoplasmic (gene PABPN1L). The transcript is spliced from 7 exons. The coding region runs from base 17 to 922 and encodes 301 amino acids. The record is from RefSeq and is a predicted model, not a curated record. Gene Ontology annotation, molecular function: RNA binding. Lineage: Eukaryota; Metazoa; Chordata; Mammalia; Diprotodontia; Vombatidae.
GUCAAGGGGCUCACCCAUGUGGUUCUCCAUUGGCAGCAGCAACCUCUUCCCUCCUCCUUCCAAGGACUGGCUCCAGAAUGCUCUCUCAGACCCUGAAGGGCUAGGCUGGGGGGGUGAGGGACAAGGUGCUGCAGGGAAGGUGCUGAAGAUGUGCCCAGCAGAGGAGGAGGACAAAGAAGAAGAGUGUGCUCUGCUCUCUCUCCUGGACAGAGGAAAACUGGAGGAGACGCUGGGGCCUGACUUAGAGGCAGGUGUUUCCGCCCAUGUGCCCCAAGAAGAUGGGCGGGAGCUAGAAGACAUCAGAACCAAGCUACAGAAAAUAGAGGCGGCCCAUGAGAGACAGGAGCUCAAAGGGAUGGAGGAGACAGAACAGCAGCAGCCCCAUGACGAGAAGGAGGCAGCCACAGAAGCUUCCAGCCCCUCUCCAGCCCCAUGUGACAAUGAGGCCACUCGUCUUCUGACCCCAGGGAACGGUAUACCCUUCCAUGGGACACCCAUUGAGAAGGUACGGGCUGAUCACAGAUCUGUCUACGUAGGCAAUGUGGAUUACAGUAGCACGGCUGAGGAACUGGAGUCCCUCUUCAACUGCUGUGGUGAAAUCAACAGGGUCACCAUCCUCUGUGACAAGUACUCUGGACACCCCAAGGGGUAUGCCUACAUUGAAUUUGCCUAUGAGGAUUCAGUGAAGACUGCUAUGGAUCUGGAUGAAACCACCUUUAGAGGCCGGAUAAUCAGGGUUCUGCCCAAAAGGACCAAUCUUCCUGGGAUCAGCACUACAGACCGAGGUGGCCUGCGGGCUCGACAUUCUGGCAGAGGAGGCCCUCUCCAACGGUAUGGUCUUUAUAUUGGGGAACGAUCAAGGCCAAGGUGGAGAAGUCACAGGGGACAUGGAAGAUUCUCCCAGUGGUUUGAGCCAUAUUAAAGGGUUGGACUGGUGAUGUGAGCUGUGAAGAAAACAAGAUAACUGAGAUCUGGGACCAUAUUAACUACAUAACCAGUGUGCUCAGCUAGGAUUCAGUGGGGGUGGGGUGGCAUUGAAUAAAUCUGGUCCAGAGUACAGUGCAACCAAAACAGAUGGCCAGCUUGUCAGGCAAAACCCAGUGGCUGAACUACAGAUCUGUAAGAGGCCUCAGGUUGUGGAAGCAUGUGAAGCUCUUUCCUUUUUUGUUUCUGUCUCUGUCUAGAGGCAGAUCAGUCCAUGUUAUAAUGAAGGCAUGUGGACUCCCUGAUGGCCAGUGCUCUUAGAACUACUCUGGUCUUAGACCUCUGGUCUUUUGGCCCCUUGGACCAAGGCUGGCAGGACGUUUUCAGCCAAAGCCUUGAAAUAUUAUGAUACUAAAUCGAGGUAUCUGGCUUUCAAGCCUCUGGCUAACCUCACCCUGACCCUUUUCCAUUUUGAGAGCACCAUGACUUUAGUUUGGGAUUGCAAAUAGGGUGAUCACCAAUGCAGGGUGGGGGGAGUCGGGGAGGAAGGGACAGGAUGAAGCUUUAACCUAGCAUGGCUUAUAGUUCAAGUUAAUGAUUUUUAACAGAAACAAAUGUACAGAAUGUUUUCUUAAUAAUAUAAAUAAUUAAAUUUGAAAUAUUUUUUAAAAAGCACGGAUGUUUUCUUUUUAUUCACCCAUCAACUAGUUGUGGUUCCUCUUCCUACUGUAAAUGCAAACACUUAAAGAGGCAAGAGCUCCUUUCAUUACAAUGGAAAAUGUAGACUCUUUUAAGGAACACGGCAGAUGUCAAGUAUCUUCUGUUCACCAACCAUAUGUCUGAGGAUGGGAAUAGGGUUGACUUUUUUUGGACAUGUGGGUUUUCACUUCUUUGUCUACAAGCUGGCAGGUGGUACCCGCCCGAGUUCAGAGAAGGCUGAUUGUGGCUUUAAUGAACAACUAAAAUUUGAAUUUGAGUGAAAUUCUUAAAUAUAUUACUAGCUAAACUUUUUGUUAAUUUAUUUACUACUUAGCUUAUUAAAUUUUUUUAUUACAUGCCUAAUCAAGCUUUGUUUCCCGAAACUCUGCUUAGGGUGUUCUCUCCUGUGUCUAGCACGGGGCCAAGCACAGAGUAGGCACUUUAAUAGAUGCUUGCUGGUUGAUCUGCCCACUUAUAGGCUGGUGUCUGCAGGUGGCCUUCCCAGAAGCACUGGUUUCUGCUAAUUUAGUAACAGCUUUUAUUAAGAAUUGCUCUUUCUAGGGCUGUAUUCCAAAGAGAUCAUACAAAUGGGAA